This is a messenger RNA of Lachancea nothofagi CBS 11611, 660 nucleotides long. The record is from the annotation of a GenBank genome assembly. Lineage: Eukaryota; Fungi; Ascomycota; Saccharomycetes; Saccharomycetales; Saccharomycetaceae.
AUGUCGAAUCUGGAAGGCGCUAGAGCAUACGAAACCAUUGUGGAGAGUGUGAUCAAUGAAGUGCGAGAAGAUUUCGAAAGCGCUGGCAUCGACGAGCAAACGUUGCAGGACUUAAGACUGGUAUGGCAGACAAAGCUUUCGGACAGUCGUGUGGCAAAAUUCAUGUGGGAUCCCGAAGACGAUGAUGCACUAAACUCUCAGUUACACAAUGCACAUAUAGCACCUAGUUUGAUGGAAUCACAGGGUCUGGCAAUGCCAGCUUUGUCGCCUGGCGAUGACAACAAAUCGGGACUAACGCCGCAGCAACAGUCGCUCAUGACACAGACUAAGCACGAUCAGCAGCCGAAGGAUGAAAUCGAAUUAACUAUGGGUGAUUCGGACGGGCAGAUUGCAGAGCAACUGAAAUUACAGGCCAAACAAGCUCGCAAAAGUGCGCUCCUGGAAACCGACGAAAUUAACUCUGACUUGGACGACUCUGAGGACGACUAUUUGAAUUCAUCUGGCGAUGAUGAGGGCCAGGACGAAAACAUUGUGCUGUGCUUGUACGAGAAAGUGCUUCGGGUAAAGAACAAGUGGAAAUGUAACUUGAAAGACGGACUGGCGACCAUAAAUCAUAAGGACUACGCAUUCCAGAAGGCUCAAGGUGAAACUGAAUGGUGA